AUGGAAUCUUCACAAAAGGUCGACCGGUCGUUCCCUACCCUCGACGGCAAAGUGGCCAUCGUGACGGGAGCGUCUCGAGGCAUCGGGCUCAACAUCGCGCUUGAGUUGGCUCGGCGCGGCGCCAAGGUAGCAGCAACGUACGUCUCUCCCAGUAGCGAAUCCGCCAUCAAUGGACUCAUCAAGCAGGUCAGCUGUUUCGGUAGUCCAUCGGAGUGUAUUGGCAUCCGAGCAGACCUGCGCGACCCGGCCAGCGCGAAAGCCAUUGUCGACCAAACCACGAGCGCCUUCGGGCCGCACAUCGACAUUGUCGUAAACAACGCCGGCGUAGAGGUUGUCAAGGGCUUGUCCGACAUAGAAGUCGCAGACUUCAACAGCGUCUACCAAGUCAACGUCCUCGCUCCCCUCCUCCUGGUACAACAAGUCAAGCCGCACCUGCGCGCUCCUGGCCGCAUUAUCAAUAUCGGAUCCGUCGGAGCGCGAAGUGGCUUCAAGAACUUAUCUCUCUACUGCUCCUCUAAGGCGGCUCUGGAGGGUCUAACGCGCUGCUGGGCGGCGGAGCUAGGGACGGAGGGGCACAGUGUCAACGUCAUCAACCCUGGACCCGUCCAGAGCGACAUGCUGGACAAUAUCCCCGAAGAGAUCGUCGCGAUGCAAAAGGCCACUACACCGCUUCAGAACCGCCUGGGAACGUUUGAUGAUGUCGCCCAGAUAGCAGCAUGGUUAGCUAGUGAGGAGAGUCGCUGGGUCACCGGCCAAGCCAUCUCGGCGAGCGGUGGAUGGGCCAUGUAUUAG
Molecule: messenger RNA, 792 nt
Organism: Scedosporium apiospermum
Lineage: Eukaryota; Fungi; Ascomycota; Sordariomycetes; Microascales; Microascaceae
Exons: 2
Coding region: 1-792 (263 amino acids)
Molecular function (GO): oxidoreductase activity
Source: RefSeq, a predicted model, not a curated record